Prunus avium (sweet cherry) is the source of this 1176-nucleotide messenger RNA. RefSeq names its product Peptidyl-tRNA hydrolase family protein. Gene Ontology annotation, molecular function: peptidyl-tRNA hydrolase activity. The record is from RefSeq and is a predicted model, not a curated record. NCBI's taxonomy places the organism in Eukaryota, Viridiplantae, Streptophyta, Magnoliopsida, Rosales, Rosaceae.
GUUUGAAAUAAAAAAAAAUUAAAAAAGGGCCAGCGUAUCCUUCUCUAGCUAGCCACUGCUUCACAGACCCGAUUCCUCCAUUCUAAAACUUCCAAAUUUUUUUGUUUUCUCCUGCAACCCUAAGUUCCCAACUCAAUCCCCCCCUCCCUCAAACCCUCAACUCCAUCUCCUCCCUUGCUGCCCCCAGUGGGGUGCCUCUGUGCUGCCGUCGUCGUCGCCGUGUGGUGGUACCGUCAGCUACUCUCUUUGUUUUUGCUCAUUGUUAUUGUGAAAUUUCACAAUUCAAGUCAAUGUGGUAUGCUGUCUCUGCCCCAAACUGUUGCAUAUCAUAUCCAAGAAGACCUUGUAGCCCUCGUUUUCUGAGAAAGUGUUCAGUUCCAACUAGUUUUCGUGUGCAAGCUUCCUUGCCGGAGAAUGGCAAUGGUGCUAAAGUGGAGUACACUCCUUGGCUGAUUGUUGGAUUGGGUAACCCUGGCAAUAAGUACCAUGGCACUAGGCACAAUAUUGGUUUUGAGAUGAUUGACAGUAUUGCUAAAACGCAAGGCAUUGUGAUGAAUACCAUUCAGUCAAAGGCCUUGGUUGGAAUAGGUUCCAUUGGAGAGGUACCGAUUUUGUUGGCGAAGCCUCAAGCCUACAUGAAUUACAGUGGGGAAUCGGUUGGACCACUUGCGGCAUAUUAUCAAGUACCCCUACGUCAUAUUUUACUGGUUUAUGAUGAGAUGAGCUUACCAAAUGGUGUUCUGAGGAUUCAGCCAAAAGGAGGACAUGGAUAUCACAAUGGUGUGAAGAGUAUAAUGGGCCAUCUGGAUGGUUGCCGUGAAUUUCCUCGGUUGUGUAUAGGUAUUGGAAAUCCGCCUGGAACUAUGGACAUGAAAGCCUAUCUUCUACAGAGGUUCAGUACAGUAGAGAGACAUCAGAUUGAUGCAGCAGUAGAUCAAGGGGUUGAGGCUGUAAGGGCCUUGGUGCUGAAUGGAUUUGACCAGAGUAUCACUAGUUUUAAUUUGAGGCAGAAAUACAAAUAUCACAAAGUGUAAUUUGGACAAAGGAGUAAGUUGCUCAUAGAGCAUUUCUGAUGUAUCAAUUGUCUCUCUUGCUUUGUACUAGUCUUCCUUUUGAAGGAAGCUACUAUUACCAAAAACAAAGCUGAUUUAUACAAGCUGGAUAUCUUGAUCUCUA